Messenger RNA from Pyricularia grisea, 1473 nucleotides. RefSeq lists its product as uncharacterized. The coding region runs from base 1 to 1473 and encodes 490 amino acids. The transcript is spliced from 5 exons. Gene Ontology annotation, molecular function: O-methyltransferase activity. The record is from RefSeq and is a predicted model, not a curated record. NCBI's taxonomy places the organism in Eukaryota, Fungi, Ascomycota, Sordariomycetes, Magnaporthales, Pyriculariaceae.
AUGCCUGAAACAACCAUUGCCUCUCAAUAUGGCGCCAUAGAGCACUUGCCCCAGGCCAGGAACACCGUAUGCAGCCCUUGCGACUCUCAUCUUGUGCAUGGGCUUUGUCGGGAGAGUUCAGUCUCCCCCUCGACGGCACCGACAUCACCAACAUCACCUACAUACUCAGAGCGUGAAUGUUUGCCGGCCCCCAAGUCCAGCCAGGAGCCCCAGCACGAAUACAGUCAGCUCGGCCAGGGCUUAAUGAUGGCCAUGGCGCAAUACGUGGCACACCUGCAGAAUGAGAAACUGCCCAUGCCUAGUCUUGAGCCAGGUGUUCAAGCCCAUGGCGGCCUGAAGAAUCGACAAGGUGUAGCGGCGCGAGAUGCCGUCGUUGAUCUGGCGCAGAGGAUCGUUGCAAUGACAAUGGAUCCUGAGAUGAGCCUUCUGAUCAGCUCCUUGCAGUUCCAUUUCUGCUCUUCGCUCAAGGUUGCCAUCGACCUUAAAGUCCACGAGCAUGUUCCCCGCCAAGGGACGAUAACUUCUUCGGAGCUGGCCGCAAAAGUAGGCGCAGAUGAGACUAUUUUGGUUCGAAUUAUGCGUGUACUGAUCACCAAACAUGUCUUUUCUUCUCCCACACCCGGCACAUAUGCCCACACGGCCAUUUCAUGGUGUAUGAUGAAGUCGCCCGACACGAUUGAUCUUUUGGGCCACCGACUAGACGAAUCCUUCCGCGCCGCGAGCCGUCAGGCCGACGCGCUGGCGCUCACUCACCACCGUGAGCCCGACGAGGACGAUAUUCUGGGUUUCAGCCUGGCCUUUGGUACCAAGGCCAACUUUUGGGAGGUGCUGACCGCCGAUGCGGAGGAGGAGCGAUCGCAGCGGUUCAACCGGGCGAUGAGGGCCGUCAGCAUUAACGCACUGGGCGUGAUCCCGCGGAUGUAUCCCUUUGACCGUAUCGGCGGGGAUGGGCUGCUGGUUGAUGUUGGUGGCGGUCUUGGCCAGGUUGCGCGAGAGAUUAUGGCCGCGCACCGAGGCAAGGGAUUGCAAAGAUGCAUUGUGCAGGAUGCCCAUGCUGCCGACGAUGCGCAGCAGCAGCUGGAGGAGGUUCUGGAAUCGAACCGGAACCUUGGGGUGGAGCUGCAAAAGCAUAACUUUUUCCACAAACAGCCAGUGAAAGGCGCUGCCGUGUACUUUUUGCGGCACAUCUUCCACGAUUGGCCGGAUCGGGCCUGCGUCAAGAUUCUGAAGCAGACGGUUGAGGCCAUGGGCAAAGACAGCAGAUUGCUGAUAUGCGACCAGGUUGUGGACGACGAGCCGUCCGUUCCCGCCACGCUGUACGAUAUUGACAUGUGGUCCCUUUUCGGCGGCAAGGAGAGGAAUCGGUCAGAGUGGGAGGCUCUUUUCCGGGCUGCAGACGAAAGGCUGUACAUCAACAAGGUUUGGACAACGGCUGAGGCUCCGACCACCAUUUUGGAAGUAUGUCUUUCGUAA